This is a messenger RNA of Anopheles darlingi, 2457 nucleotides long. RefSeq lists its product as uncharacterized. The coding region runs from base 228 to 611 and encodes 127 amino acids. The transcript has 2 exons. NCBI's taxonomy places the organism in Eukaryota, Metazoa, Arthropoda, Insecta, Diptera, Culicidae. The record is from RefSeq and is a predicted model, not a curated record.
GGAAAAUCCUCGCAUUCGCUUCCGGUUCGGGAGAAUCCCGUUCAACUCAAAUCCCGGUUCACGUGAAAUCCCCCGCAAAAAUUCGCUUGUUCGAGGCCAAAACCCGUUCCAUGAGAAAUCCAUAGACAAAAACGGUCAGGGUGGCGAUGUGGUACUACAAGGAUUGUUACAGGCCCAGGUGGUGGUGAGUCCUACCAGAAAUCUUCCCGAAAACCAAGGCCAAAAAGAUGGACAGGCGUUUUGUGUUGGGUGCGACGGAACCCGCCGAGCGCGGCGAGAUGAGCUUCAAGUGUCCACUCUGUGAUAUGCCGAUCGAGACGCAGGAGAAGCUGCACCAGCACAUCAAGGUUACUCAUAGCCAUUACUAUUACGAUACGUAUCUGUUUCCGCCGGAAAUGCUGUUCCCGGGCGCCUCCGUUAGCACGACAGCGAACGUGGAGGGUGUGAUAAGUAACGAACCGCUCUCCACGCCGGAAGUGACGAUCGAACAAACGGAGGAAGAAUGCUGUGCCUGCUGCGCGUACGAGGAAUCCGGUUCGGCGGGCGAUUGUGGGUUUUGUGAUUGCGAGGAUGAUGGCCAGGGCGAGUGCGAUGACUGUCUCGUGAUGUGAAGCCGGUAUUUGCAUCAUGCGGUCCACGAGGUACGGGCAUGCGCCAGGAUAAUAGUAAUUGCAUUUGGUUAAAGGCGGAAGGAUGAUGCCACAGGACAUCCAGCAUUGCUCGCAAGUGCCUACUUUGCUCUAAGGCUUCGAUCCGCAAUAUUUUUACCGGUACACCCAAAAUAGCUACAGGGUUCCCGCCAGCUACAGGGAUGAUUCCGCAUCCGCUUGGGAGGGUGGUAUUGAUUUUUAUCAUUUUUUUUUAUCUUGGCGCAUCCCGGAGCAAACCAUGUCGGAAGCAACUCAACCCCCAUUCCUCACUCUCUAUUUCUCUCGUUUUGAGGUACAAAACCCACAAAGAACAAAGUUAACGUCUGGGGAUAGAACGUGACAGCGUUUGUAGAGCUGAACUGAAUGUAUGAGUGUUCAAGCCCGAGAGGGUGAUCUAGAGUCCCACCUGUCGUUGUUGUCGUAGCGAUUAGUAUUCGGAUCUUGAGAUGGCCGAUCCAGGAAAGGCCCCAGAAAGGAUAGCAAGUACCUCCGGCAGGGUGCCUCUCGUUAUCGUCGUUGUUAACAGCUGCUACUAGUUAACACAUCUAGUGUAUACGUGUGUCUGUUUGUCUGUGUGCAUGCUGCUCGUUGUUUUAGGUUUAGCUCCCAACGUUUCCUUCAAGGAACGAACCUCCGAUUUUUGGUGGUAGAAACACUUUCAAGCGUAGCGUUUAGUAAGCGAUGGCAAUAUUUAGGAACUAGAAUGGGAACUAGGGACGCUGCGUGACGAAAGAAGGAAGAGCAAUGCUCCAUCGAUCAUACUCAUUAGCAAGUAACGAAUGAUACGACGAUGUACGGUGUUUGCCGUAUAGUUGGCUGUGUAGGGACAAGCAAUCUUAAGAUGGCCAGGUAGAACUGCUAGAUGGAAGCGUAGGACAUCACCUCAUAACACUCAACAGACGCAGUUGCAAUGGUGAAGCAAAAGAGGUCAGCACUCUAUUCUGUAGGACGAUAAUUGUGACUUUUCUCCACCAUUUCUCAAACGAACACACGUCCAAAACCCACCUAGCGGUAACACGUAGAGUACAAGACUGUAGUGGCACGAAACUAAAACUCGAAAUGAAAUCACCAAAGGAUUUGCGCUCACCUGAUCUUGGCCCCUCAGGCUCCAAACGCUGUAUAGUUUGUGCCAAGAAAUGAAAAAAGGAAACCCCUUUACCCCGUUUUUUAAGUAUCUCAAGUUAUCGUUACGAGUUUUAAGAUUUUAUAACACACAACAUUGGAAACCUAUAGACUGCCUUUCGCUUAGCGACUCGAUCCUUCUUCUUCCAUCCUUGCGUUUUGGUGCGCGAUGUGCCGAGCGACAUAAACCUUCCGGGAGACGAUUUUAUUUUAGGCGUUUUGUACCCAGUAAGAAAUGGAAAUGGAAACAAACCCUCUCGAAUUCCCCACCGGGCAAGUAGCGAGUUAUACGAAAGCCAAGCCAUUUUGUAUCGAAGCAAGCUCAUUAGUAGAGACUGAGGAAGGCGAUGCUCCCCCCUUGGACAUGUCUUAGCAGAAAUGAAAUAAAAGAAAAAAAAGUAUCCCAAACAGAAUACAUUUACAAUGAGAUAUACGUUUAGCUUUACAAAAUCCAAAUCUUGUCCAUGAGUGCACGCUACAAUGAUAGCAUUUUUAUUAUAGGAACGAAAUGGCUCUACGCUCAUUAAUGAUUCUUAAAUAGGUUUAAAUGUUGUAAAAGAAGCAUUUACAAGAAGGCAGCAGUAAAUAUGAGAAGGAUAAAAAAACCAGUCCCCCUUAAAAACCGAUACAAAACACAGUAGGCAAGGCUCAGAGCACUCAAAUGUUACCAGCUGGAAUGGAACAU